This is a messenger RNA of Agrilus planipennis (emerald ash borer), 2900 nucleotides long. RefSeq names its product potassium/sodium hyperpolarization-activated cyclic nucleotide-gated channel 2-like. The transcript has 10 exons. Gene Ontology annotation, molecular function: voltage-gated potassium channel activity. NCBI's taxonomy places the organism in Eukaryota, Metazoa, Arthropoda, Insecta, Coleoptera, Buprestidae. The record is from RefSeq and is a predicted model, not a curated record. Gene Ontology annotation, cellular component: membrane. Gene Ontology annotation, biological process: transmembrane transport; potassium ion transport. The coding region runs from base 15 to 1868 and encodes 617 amino acids.
ACUGGGAUUUGUGCAUGUUACUCCUUUUGGUAGCCAAUCUUAUAAUCCUCCCCGUUGCUAUCAGUUUUUUUAACGAUGACUUGAGCACGCGGUGGAUUGCCUUCAAUUGUCUAUCAGACACCAUAUUUUUAAUCGAUAUCGUGGUCAAUUUUAGAACAGGUAUAAUGCAACAAGAUAACGCGGAACAAGUAAUAUUAGACCCUAGGUUAAUCGCCAGGCACUACCUGAGGACAUGGUUCUUCCUCGAUCUCAUAUCGUCCAUUCCCUUAGAUUAUAUUUUUCUUAUAUUUAACCAAUUCCAGGAUUAUGGCGACAGUUUCCAAAUUUUGCAUGCCGGCCGAGCACUGCGCAUACUCCGACUUGCCAAGCUGCUUUCAUUGGUCCGACUGCUUCGAUUAUCUCGGCUUGUGCGUUAUGUCAGUCAAUGGGAAGAAGUUUACAUUCCCAUUUAUCAACACCCGCUAGAAAGGAAACCCGAAAAUGCUGCCAAGGACACGCACAUCUUUUCGGCUAAAACCAGACCCACCAGUGAGAUCUUGCAGAACCUCCAAAAAAAGAGAACGGAAAGGAGGGGGCGCCUCAGUUCGGACGUCGACAAGUCAAAAACGAGCAAUCUCAUCUUUAAGUUUUUAAAUAUGGCCAGUGUAUUUAUGCGGAUUUUUAACCUCAUAUGUAUGAUGCUUCUCAUUGGCCAUUGGUCGGGUUGUCUGCAAUUUCUGGUGCCUAUGCUUCAAGGAUUUCCUUCCAAUUCCUGGGUUGCAAUUAACGAGCUGGAGCAUGCAUUUUGGUUGGAGCAGUAUUCCUGGGCACUUUUUAAGGCCAUGUCUCACAUGUUGUGUAUCGGGUACGGCAGGUUUCCGCCCCAAUCUUUGACCGACAUGUGGCUGACAAUGCUCUCUAUGAUAUCCGGGGCUACGUGCUACGCUUUAUUUCUAGGUCACGCAACGAAUCUCAUCCAAAGUUUGGAUUCUUCGAGAAGGCAAUAUCGGGAAAAGGUAAAGCAGGUAGAGGAGUACAUGGCGUAUAGAAAACUACCAAGGGAAAUGCGUCAAAGAAUAACAGAAUAUUUCGAGCAUCGCUACCAGGGGAAAUUCUUCGAUGAAGAAUUGAUUUUAGGAGAGCUUUCGGAAAAACUACGAGAAGAUGUGAUAAAUUAUAACUGUCGUUCAUUGGUGGCAUCUGUGCCAUUUUUCACAAACGCAGAUCCAAAUUUCGUUUCAGACGUAGUUACGAAAUUAAAAUAUGAGGUCUUCCAACCAGGGGAUAUAAUAAUAAAAGAAGGUACGAUAGGUGCGAAGAUGUAUUUUAUCCAGGAGGGCAUUGUGGAUAUUGUGAUGGCAAACGGAGAGGUGGCGACCAGCCUGAGCGACGGUUCCUAUUUCGGCGAAAUUUGCCUACUGACGAACGCACGUCGUGUUGCAUCCGUCCGCGCUGAAACCUAUUGUAACUUGUUCUCACUUUCCGUCGACCAUUUUAACGCAGUGUUAGAUCAGUACCCGCUCAUGCGACGAACCAUGGAGUCCGUCGCCGCGGAGAGGUUGAAUAAAAUAGGAAAGAAUCCAAACCUGGUCGCACAUAAGGAAGAAGACCUGGGAAGCGAGAGCAAAACCAUAAACGCUGUCGUAAACGCUCUAGCGGCUGAAGCCGAUCAUGUGAACGCGUCCGAUGAAUCGAUGGCCCGAUUGCACGCGAGCGACCGUAGUCUACAUGAACUUGGUCGAACGCUGAAGAAACUCGCCCUGCCCAGGCCGAAAUCGGAAAAUAACUUCGCAUCGCAGGACAUCCCUUUAACGAGGAGUAGUGAAAACAGUGGUCGACCGUCGUUUCAUAAAUCGGACACGUUUCACAAGGAAUCGUCCUUCCAAUGACGCCACUCCACGCACUAGUGCUCUGUAAGUCCCAUUGCGGCCAUAUGCAGCGGCUGGUAAAAUUGAAAUUACUAUCUUCAGCCAGCUGGGUCUCUUCACGAUAUCAUGAGUGCUGGUGCGUGACAGGAGCUUUGGCGUGUUGUGCAUAACAAAAGCAAUACAUGGAUUGGAUAUUUGCUAGAUUUGUGCAAUAUUAGAUUAUGGUUACUUUUUUAGCAAAGAAAAAAAAAAAGAAAAGUUAGAUGCUCAAUUACUCCAUUAAAAGGCGAUUCGAAUCCUUAAUUGCUGCUGAAUGUUUUGUUACGUUUUAUUAGGCUCUUGUUAAGCACACAGUACAUCCUUUACAAUCGCGUUGUAAAAAAUAUCGCAAUUAUAAGAAGGUUGUUUACAAAAGAACAAACCGAAUUUUAUUAGUAAAGUCAAGCAUUAGGUAUCAAAACGGCACAUAACACAUACAGACACAGCUAGUGAAUGAAUUGCUAACUAACAUUAAUAAAAAGUAGGCCUAAUAAGAAAGGGAAUUAAUAGUCACUUGUCUACUUGUAUGACUUUCAAAUAGGUACCUAACAAGAAAACCAUUAUUAUUUUACGUUAAGUAUUAUACUAUAUUUAUUUUACUGAAAAAGAAUGUUUCACACCGUUAAUGCUAGUGCACAGAUACUUGUAUAUUUUGUACAUAUAUUGUAUAUCGCAGCUAGACCUUAGCUGGAAUAUAAAACGACAUGGUUGAUAUAAAAUGAUGACGUUUGAUAGCUGUGAUCUUAAAAUGAUUGUCAUCAUUUAUAUAGUCUAUUGAAGUAUUUUAUUUAUCCAGUUGAUUUAAUCUAAGAGAGUUAAUCUGAAUGUUUAUUACUGACCACAAAUUUUUUUAUUGGAAAUUCAAUUUUUUAGAAUCGUUAUAAUUACAAACUAAGUAAUUAAGAAAUAAAUGUGUUAAUAGCUUACUUGAAAUUUAUUAUUAUAUAAACAAGCAUAUUAAACCUCUCAGAUUAUCUUUUGUCCGUAUCUACCGAAUCUAAAGCGUUUAAAAUU